Drosophila rhopaloa is the source of this 3050-nucleotide messenger RNA. RefSeq lists its product as uncharacterized. Gene Ontology annotation, cellular component: membrane. The transcript has 9 exons. Bases 83 to 2983 code for a protein of 966 amino acids. Gene Ontology annotation, molecular function: calcium channel activity. The record is from RefSeq and is a predicted model, not a curated record. Gene Ontology annotation, biological process: detection of mechanical stimulus. Lineage: Eukaryota; Metazoa; Arthropoda; Insecta; Diptera; Drosophilidae.
UCUGCGUUAAACCGUGCAACUUGAAAUAUUAUUAUUUUUUGCUCGUGAAAAAACAGGCAACAAAUUCAAGUUUCUAUUAAAAAUGGCCCAGCAGGGACAGGGUGAAAAGCCGCCGGGAGGACCGCCAGGACCUCCUCCGGCCCGUCCACCUAGAACUCCGCCCCGUGGAACGCCGAUGGCCUCGACUCCGGGCGAUGUGACUCCAGCUCGAGGGCCACCUCCUCCUCCAUCAACAAAACGCAUAUCGAUAGGAAUGGGAACGGAGAAGCCGGCUUCCAGCAGAGCCACCCGUACAGUACCUCCUCCAGGAACAGAUCCUGGCGGACCGUCGACGUCCCCCGGGAAACCUGUAAGAGAUUCCGGUCCCCCAACAUCGCCUAGGGCAAGUCUUCGGGACUCUGGUCCAUCGACUUCGCCUGGAAAAUCAGCAAAAGAUUCCGGUCAGGAUUACGGACCAGCGCCUCGGGCAAGUAUUCAGGAUUCCGGACCAGCGACAUCAACCCGGACUUCUAUCCGAGAUGCAGGUCCACCAUUAUCUCCCCGGACAAAUGUUCCAGAUUCGAGUUCUCGCCGAGUUAGUACCCAAGAUCCCGGAACUCGACGUUCAAGCUUUCAGGUGUCCGACCCAUCUUCAUCUCCGCGGAAGACUACAGCUGAUCCCCGGAUAACUUUUCAGGAAGCUGCACCAUCGACGUCUACCAAAACGGUUAAGCUAGCAGCAUCCGCUCCAAGUGCAGCAAAGCCUUCUCUAAAGGAUAGAUUUUCCGCAUUUAGGGGAAAGAAGAAAGCCGAGAUUUCGGAUGCACCGCCACAAGCCCGUGAUGUGAGGUCUUCUUCGUUAACCGGGCCCGCAGCAAUACAGAACAGGGCCAAAACGAAUCGCAUCCUCUACACGACCGAUGAAGAGGUGCGCGAUGCCCUCGUGGAGUUUUCCGUGUUCAUCAUUUUUCUUAUUUUAACAUCGCUGGUCGUUUUGUCUGUUCGACACUCUUACAUGUUCUAUUUCAACGACACGAUGAAGAAACUCUUCACGACCCGGGAACUGGUCGUGGCACCCUCGGUCACGGUUUGUUUCGACAAGCUGAUCACGGUGCCCGAUUGGUGGGACUACCUGAUCUACAACUUUCUGAUAACACUCCACGGCGACAUGACCUUCAUUGACGGCCAUUCGACAGACAAUAACACGGAACCAACCCAAGCGCCCCCUAUUCCCGGAGUGGACGAGGAAUCGCCCGAGGACUCGCCCGAGGAAUCACCCGAGGAAUCACCUGAGGAAGCUCCCGAGGAAUCGCCUGAACUUGCCGACUCCGAACCGGAAAGGUUGCAGGAGGGCUUCCAAUAUCGCGGAAGUCCCCACGAAGACUGGGAGGCGGGGGGCAGAGUGAUCCGUCAGGCGGACUCAAGUCAAUUCGUCGGGGACGGCGGUGAAGAUGUUAUAUCAGAUAACAGAGGCAGCAAUAUAACCUCACAUCAUCUGGAGGGACGCGUCUUCCUAUACGAGAAUCUACUCCUGGGUCCGCCACGCCUUCGUCAAAUCAGAGUGCGGAAGGAGAGCUGCUACGUGAACGACGCCUUCAUCCGGUACUUCAACACCUGCUACGCCGCGUAUUCCAGCGGAGCGGAGGAUCGCCAGGCGAUGUACAAGGGUUCGCCGUACCGCACCAUGAACGACCUUGACUCGACCCCCAUCUGGACAGUGCUGGCAUUUUAUCGCAGCGGCGGGUACACGGUGAACUUGGACUAUGACAAAAAUGAAAACCUGAAGACCAUCAGCCACCUGAAGGACAUUCACUGGCUGGAUCGUGGGUCGAGACUCUGUCUAAUUGAGUUCAAUUUGUAUAACGAAAAUACAGACAUCUUUCAGAGCGUUAAGUUGAUAGCGGAGAUUCCGCCAACGGGCGGUGUUAUACCUCAAGCCCAUCUGCAAACUGUAAAGCAAUAUUCCUUUUUCACCGACCGCAGCAUGGUCAUGACUGUGAUCUACAUUUUCUGGUAUAUUAUGAUUAUUUACUACACCAUCUAUGAAAUUAUUGAAAUUCGUAAAUCUGGGAUCAAAAACUACUUCUUCUCGAUGUUAAAUAUGCUCGAUUGUGUUAUAUUGCUGGGCUGUUACCUUGCUUUAGUAUACAAUGUUUGGCACACCUUUAAAGUACAGUCUCUCACUGCCAAAGCCCGUGUCGAAUUGACAUAUCAAAGUCUGGAUGUUCUUUGUUUCUGGAAUAUAAUUUAUGUGGAUAUGAUGGCCAUUUUGGCCUUUCUCGUGUGGAUAAAGAUAUUCAAGUUUAUCAGUUUCAACAAAACACUCGUGCAAUUUACGACUACACUAAAAAGGUGCUCCAAAGACUUGGCCGGCUUUAGUUUAAUGUUUGGAAUCGUAUUUCUGGCCUAUGCUCAGUUGGGUCUUCUUUUAUUUGGCACUAAGCACCCAGACUUUCGUAAUUUUAUUACUUCUAUUUUGACUAUGAUAAGGAUGAUUCUAGGCGACUUUCAGUAUAACCUUAUUGAGCAAGCAAAUCGAGUUCUGGGUCCUAUUUAUUUCCUGACCUACAUCCUUCUUGUGUUCUUCAUUUUGUUGAACAUGUUUCUGGCCAUUAUCAUGGAGACCUACAACUCGGUGAAGAGCGAAAUCACCCAAGGCCGCAGCCACUUGGGCUCCUAUAUCUAUAAGAAACUGACGGGAAUGCUUUACUGGGUCACCCACUGUGGCCGAAAACGCAGACCUCAACCUCUGACCUCACCGGCCGAGGAUAAGGAUGCGGAACAGGAUACCAGUACCGCUCAGGAAGAGCCCCAGGAGGUGCGAAAGAACAUGACGCCAGCAGAAGCAAAAUACUACCAGGAUAUUCCACCAGGAGAAAACCAAGGCAUGGUUCGUCUGAAUAAUCGUGUGGGUCUGCUGGAAGAAAUUUUGGAAAAGCUGAUCACCAAUAUGGAUGAUAUUUUAAAACGUGUCGAGAAGGAGCGCAAUACAAAGAAAAAAUAGAAAUGUUUAUUUAUUACGUUGUUCUUCAAUGUUACUUAAAUUAAUUGAAUAGAUUUACAAAAAUUAA